Molecule: messenger RNA, 1905 nt
Organism: Spinacia oleracea (spinach)
Lineage: Eukaryota; Viridiplantae; Streptophyta; Magnoliopsida; Caryophyllales; Amaranthaceae
Product: protein DETOXIFICATION 12
Exons: 7
Coding region: 323-1762 (479 amino acids)
Biological process (GO): xenobiotic detoxification by transmembrane export across the plasma membrane
Cellular component (GO): membrane
Molecular function (GO): xenobiotic transmembrane transporter activity; antiporter activity
Source: RefSeq, a predicted model, not a curated record
AGACUUGUACCUCACUAGUCUUAAGAUCAUAGCAAUUUGUAGCAUUAAAGCGAGUGAGUAUUGACAAAUUCUUACAUUGACUCAAUAGUAAAUUUCAGAAUCUAUGUGUAAGUAGUAAGUACUGUUUUUUGGUUGAGUCUUUAACAGUAAUUUAAUCUCAUUACAUUUUAGUGGAAAAUUGACAUGGCAUACGAAAAAUAUCUUAUGAGAAAGAUCCUUGAUUUUUCUUAUACUUUGUACUUUAUAUUUGUAUUUAAGAGAGUCGACAAGCUUCAGCAUACUAGAGAGAGAGAGAUAGAGAGAUAGAGAUAGAGAGAGAGAGAUGGAAGAAGGGUUGUUAGAGAAGAAGGAAGAAAAAGGAAGAAAAGUAGAAUGGAAAGAGAUAAUAGAAGAGAUGAAGAGGGUGAGUUGGGUAGCAGGUCCAAUGGUGGCAGUUCUAAUGUCUCAAUAUUUGUUGCAAGUCGUAACUUUGAUGAUGGUUGGUCACCUCAGCCCACUUUAUCUCUCUAGUACUGCCCUUGCUGUUUCUCUUGCUGCUGUCACCGGCUUCAGCUUCUUGUUAGGUAUGGCAGGCGCAUUAGAGACUAUAAGUGGGCAAUCUUAUGGAGCGCAACAGUACAAGAAAUUGGGAACUCAAACAUACACUGCCAUUUUCUCUCUGACUUUAUUCAGCAUCCCACUCAGUGUAGUAUGGAUAUAUAUGGAAAACAUUCUGGUUUUCAUAGGCCAAGAUCCUUCCAUUUCACAUGAAGCGGGUAAAUUCAUGAUAUAUCUAGUGCCUACGCUAAUUUCUUAUGCCGUAUUUCAGCCAUUGGUUCGAUACUUCCAAUCCCAAAGUUUGGUAAUUCCUAUGUUAGUAAGUUCAUGUGGUACUCUUUGCCUGCAUAUACCCCUCUGUUGGGCUUUGGUAUACAAAUCUGGGCUAAAUAACCUAGGAGGUGCUAUUGCAAUGGGUAUAUCAAAUUGGUUGAAUGCCAUUUUUCUGGCAUUGUACAUGGUUUUCUCUUCCUCUUGUGCAGCUACUCGUUCUCCAAUCUCCAUGGAAAUGUUUCAUGGAGUUGGACAAUUUUUCCGAUUUGCUAUUCCUUCUGCUGCAAUGGUUUGCUUAGAGUGGUGGUCAUUUGAGCUGCUGAUUUUAUUAUCAGGAUUUCUUCCAAAUCCAGAACUUGAGACUUCUGUUCUCUCUGUGUGCUUGACAACAAUUUCAACAUUGUUUGCAGUACCAUAUGGAAUUUCAGCAGCUGCAAGCACGAGAAUUGCGAAUGAACUUGGGGCUGGACACCCACAGGCAGCUCGCAUAGCAGCAUGUGGAGUAGUGGUGAUGGGGGUUGCGAAUGGUUUGAUUGUUAGUUCGAUCCUAUUUUCUGCUAGGAGAGUAUUUGGGUAUUGUUUCAGUAAUGAGAAGGAAGUUGUAGAUUAUGUGACUACAAUGGCACCUUUGGUUUGUGUAAAUGUAAUAUUUGACAGCACACAGGCAGUUCUUUCUGGUGUAGCUAGAGGAUGUGGGUGGCAACAUAUAGGUUCUUACGUGAAUCUUGUAGCGUUCUACCUAGUUGGAAUACCGGUUGCAGCUGCAUUAGGCUUCUGGAUGCAAAUGAGAGGUCGGGGACUUUGGAUGGGAGUUAUGGUUGGUGCUUUGACACAGACAGUCAUUUUGUCUAUUAUAACGAGUUUUACCAACUGGGAACAAGAGGCAAGAAAAGCAAGAAAGAGAGUAGCGGAAGAGAGUUCCGGAGUCAAAAACGGAGUAUAUGUAACUUAGUAGAGUUCAUAGAUAUAAGCUAAUUUCAACCUAACUCGCAGUGCUUGUUUUGUUGCAUAACAAACUGUGGAAAAGGGGAUUUUUUGGGAAUUGAAAAAACCGACUUGUUUGGUUGAAAUUUGCACAAUUCGUCUUUGGAUUUC